Messenger RNA from Nematocida major, 858 nucleotides. Its product is annotated as post-GPI attachment to proteins factor 3. The record is from RefSeq and is a predicted model, not a curated record. The transcript has a single exon. Bases 1 to 858 code for a protein of 285 amino acids. Gene Ontology annotation, cellular component: endoplasmic reticulum membrane. Gene Ontology annotation, biological process: GPI anchor biosynthetic process. Gene Ontology annotation, molecular function: hydrolase activity, acting on ester bonds. Lineage: Eukaryota; Fungi; Microsporidia.
AUGACUGAGAAGACCACUGUAAACAAACCCCAUCUAUCUCCACAAGAUAGCUAUGCAAGUGUGUUUCCAGCGAUAGACGCGUUUCUUUUUGACACCAAAGCGUUUAUUGCAAACCAGGCCUUCAUUAGAGAGUGCAUCAAAACAAAAAACACCAGCCUGAAGUAUCAGGGAAAGUAUGCCUUUAUCCGUGUUUUCCACGCCCAGGAAAUAAUCUCGGCUGUUUUCUCGCUUUUUGCAGCGAUUUCGGCAGGCGCAUCCCUUUUGUAUGUGUGCAAAAAAAAGCCUAGCUUCUGCAAAACGUACUCGCGCGCUGUGAAGUUCGCGCUGGGGGUCCAUUGUGCGACUUGGGUGGGGAGUUUUGUUUUCCAUGUUCGAGACUGCUACUGCACGCAGUGCAUCGACUAUUUUGGGGCGAUUUCAAGCAUAUCGUCAAGCGUGUUUUUGUCUUGCGUGCGGCUCUCUCUCCUCCAGCGGAGCGCCAGAUAUGCCCUUCCUGUGCUGGUUGGCGCCCACAUAUACUACAUGCACUGGGUCAACUUCAACUUUGGGUAUAAUGCUGCGGUUUGCGGGGGUUUGUUUGCAGUAAAUUUGCUUCUGUGGUGUCUUUGGUAUGGGCGAGUGAGAUCGCAGGUGCACAGCAGGUUGCUCAGGCUGAGCAUAGUUGGAAUGUGCAUAAGCGCGCUGUUCCAGCUAAUCGACUUUGGGCCGGUGCACUUUUUGUUGGACUCGCAUGCAAUGUGGCACGUUUUAGGGUGGCUUUUCAGCACGUCUUUGUAUGUAUCCAUUCUUACAGAUACCUCGGCGCAAAGAACAAGCAAAACCAAGGGGUGUGCGUGCAAGGAGUGCCUCAGAAGGUAG